Messenger RNA from Pyricularia pennisetigena, 2520 nucleotides. RefSeq lists its product as uncharacterized. Gene Ontology annotation, biological process: regulation of DNA-templated transcription. The record is from RefSeq and is a predicted model, not a curated record. Gene Ontology annotation, molecular function: zinc ion binding; DNA-binding transcription factor activity, RNA polymerase II-specific. Lineage: Eukaryota; Fungi; Ascomycota; Sordariomycetes; Magnaporthales; Pyriculariaceae. Bases 1 to 2520 code for a protein of 839 amino acids. The transcript is spliced from 2 exons.
AUGACUUACGACUACCGAGGAAAUCAGUUUUUGGAACAGCUUGCGAGGGAAAACUUCGCAUACGCCACGACUUCCGCCGCCUCUGCCGCAACUACCACGACGGCACCGGCAAACACCAUCACCACGAUGUCACAAUCAAAUCGCCAGAGCCCUGGCGCCUGGCAGGUGUCGUACGACAUGGCCGCCUCUGUUGGUGCGGUUGGCCCGAUGCACUCUCCGACAUCUCAGAGCCUCUCGGCCUCGUCACCCGAAGAUUCACAGCAGGCCUCUUCGCCGGGCCACCACAGCUCCGCUGCUUCGAGUCCCUUGCAGCACCAGCUCUCACCGUUUCAGACCACCGCUCUCCCGCUUCUUACAGACUGGGCGCUCCAGCAACAACAACAGCAACAUCAGCAGCAGCAACAGCAGUCUCACCAGACCCAGGUUCCCCAAAAUAUGCCGCUGUUCCAGGACAGCUCGGCAGCUUUGAUGAGCUUUGGCCCGUUCGGCACGGGCUUCCAACACGCGCCCAUAGAGUACCUUCCCGCCACGACGGGGGCUCUGGAGCCUGCUAUUCAACUGGAGCCGACUUUCAGCAGCAUGUCGACGGUUGAGAACCCGCACCAGGCGCUGACCUGGAACAUGGGCAUUGCAAAUUGGCAGGACUUUGGCACGACGAUGACGCCUUUCCCCCAGAUGCCCGAGGCCAUGCCAAACGUGGGCAGCUUGGGAAGCCAUUCUCCCACAGGUACUUAUCUUGAGGUCUUGUCUCUCAACUCUGGGAGUGACAAUGGCUGGACGACGGUGGAUUUCCCUGCCUACCACGAUCCCACUGGGUUCUCGCAACAGGCUCAGAACACUGCCAUCUUCAACCCGGGCCAGACGCUUCAUCUUAGGUCGAAUUCGGACUCUUCGCAUUCUGAUUUGGAGUUUGGCAGCAGCUACGAGGAAGUCAGCUUCCCGUACUCUCCUUUCUCUCCUGGUUCUGACACCCUCGACGUCGUCAGUCACCGCAACUGUUUCUCGAGCGAUGGCCACCACCACCAUCAUCACCAACAGACUGAGACCAUCAGCCCGGCUGCUGCUGUGGGACCAAUGCCCAUCAAGGCUGCCGCGCCAUCAACCAGGCCCGCACAAGCCAGCGGCUCGGGAGUGGGCGCUGCAUCUUCUUCGGCAUCGCCCCCAGCCCGCCGUACCUCGGGUCCUCGCAAGAGCCCAAUUGCCAAGCCGACGAAAUCUGUCAUUCGCAGGACGUCGACUGGCAAGGACGGCAAGACAGAAAAGAAGGUUGGCCGCCGCAAGGGUCCUCUUCUGCCCGAGCAGAGGAAGCAGGCGAGCGAGAUCAGGAAACUGCGUGCUUGCCUGCGCUGCAAGUUCCUCAAGAAGACAUGUGACAAGGGCGAGCCUUGUCAGGGUUGCCAGCCGUCGCAUGCUCGUCUGUGGCAGGUGCCUUGCACUCGCAUCGACAUCAAGGACGUCAACUACUUCAUGAAGGACUGGAAGGCCGACUAUGAGCGCCACCUUGAUCGUGGCGUCUCGGUUUACAACGUCAAGGGUUUCGCCCAGAAGGAGACUUUGAUGUGGGUUACGCACGGUUACGGAUACUGCCUGCCCAUCAUGGUCCGCGAGGUCUUCGUUGCCGACGAGAGCUGCUUCCAGGUUGACUGGGUCGAGUCUCAUCUCACCGACCAGGAGCCCAUUGACUUUGAGAUCCGUACCGAGAGGCUCGAUGUCGGUCAGGAUGGUAUCAGCAUUGAGUCUCUGGACCAGUACCUUGACAAGCACAUUGACCAGUCAUGGGAGAGCUUCGUCGAUGACCACUUCGAGGGUACGCCAUUUAUCAGUGAGAUCCUAAAGACGGCCCACCGAUUCUACGUCAAGGAGAAGCUCCCGGUGAUCCGCAAAGCGCUCAAGCUUGUCCUCGCCUACAACCUGACGCUUCACAUUACCAUGGUGGAGCAGCAGGGUGCUGAGAACUUUGCCGAGGGUCAGAUUGACGACGAGGAUUCCAAGUACUUUGGCAAGAUCGUGGCUCCCGUCAUGAUCAACUUCCAGAUCAAGUGCGCCAUGGCCGACAUGUGGCGCGAGCUGCAAAAGGAGAUCCUCGAGGAGCUGUCUGCUCUCUACUCGAGCGUUUACAGCGGCGACAGGCUCAAGAACUGGCCCACCAUCUUCAUGCUUGCCGCCAUUCUUCUGUGCGUUUGGGAGGAGAUGCAGUUCGACUGCCACUACCGCGUGCCCGACACCGUCGCCGUCAACAAAUUCUGCAAUGACAUGGAGUCGACGCCUGUUGGUGUUAUUGUCGGUCUGUUCCAUGCCAUUUCUCAGAAGCUUCCCGCCUUCACCGAGUGGGACACUCGCAGACACGGCCAGCUUCUCAACAACAACCCGGCCGUCUGUGAGGCCAUGACAGAAGUGCGCCAACAUGUGACCAAGCAUGAACAAUACCUAAGGGGCCGUGCCGACGCCAAAUUCGACCGCUACGACUUCGACUCUCUUUCUAACAAGUUCCUAUCCAAGUUGGUCAUCCGUGCCAACUGA